UUAUUCCCGCCCAAACCGCAAAAAGAAAACUUCUUAAUUUUAAAAUAAUUAUAAUGUAAAUAUAUUAAACUAAAUAAUUAAAUGUAAUAUAGUUAAAAUUAAUAUCAUAUGAUUAAAUCAACAAAAAGGUAUUUUGGUAAUUUGUUUACUAAACUCAUUUGAAUGAAAAUAAAAAUAAAAGAACAAACAUAAGAUCUAUUUAGAUAAUUCAUCUGGAUGAGCUAUGUGGAUGGACAAACAAACAAACACAAAAAUCUGAAUAAAUCAUCUGAAUAGAUCAUACAAAUGAAUCAUUUGGAUGGAGAUGACAAAUGAUGAAACAAACAGCCCCUUAAUGAAUUAACAUCGAGCUGUAAAAAAAUUAGCCCAAACUUAAAUAACAGAACAUCCACUUCGAACCUGUUAUACGUCCCGCUGACUAUUAAUUUUCAUCGGAGUUUUAUAACCCGGUUUUGAAUAAGUAGGCGAAAAAACAGAUUGAAAAUUUAAUCGGGAUUUCCAGGUUUGUGGAGGCAUCACCACCCAUAUUAGAGCUUUAUUUAUUACUGUAGACUGUAGUGUCAACAAACAGAAUUUUGGUUGAUUUAGACCGGAUCUAAAACAUUUUUGGAGCUAUGCUCCUUGACCAGACGAUUGAAGAGAAGUAGGCAUGGGCAUAAAAUUCGGAACCCGACCCGAACCAAAAAACUCGAUCCGUUAUCCGAUCUGAAAUGUAAAAUACCUAAACGGGUCAUGUAGGGUGGUAUAAAAAAAUAUCUAAACCCGAAGUGUUAUUAACCGAACCCGAACGGGUAACCUGAAAGAUCCAAAAUUAAUAGUCAAUAUAAAUAUUUUGAAAUAUAUAUGUUUUUCAAUUAUUAAAUUCAAUAUUUGUGGUAAUAUGAUAUAUAAAAUAUAAAUAUUUAAAUUUUAUAAAAUACUUUAAGUAUACAAUCAGUUAUAAAUAAGUACUUUAUAGUCUGCUCAUUGAAAUAACAAGUCUAUUCUCUAUAAGGUAAUGCAUAUUGUAUAUAAAUGAUGUUUGUUUUCAUGCUUGAUUUAACUUUUUAUUGUUAUUUUAGUAAUUUUAUGUGUGAUAGAUAAAUUUUUAUUUAAUUUAGGUGUUUUUUUAUGUUUUGUUUUAAAAUUUUAUUUUUACUUCGGUUAUAUCCGUACUGAACCGAUAUAACCCGGAUCCGAACGAUAUAUGGUUACUUUAUGGGUUUUAAGAUGCAAUACAAUUUUGAACCAAACCCAAAGUGUUAUUGUCCGAACCCGAUCCGUACUAAUAAAAUUUUAGUAUUGGACCUAGGAGCAUAAACCCGAAAAUCCGAAAAACCCGAUCCGAACCGGAACGCCCAUGUCUAAAGAGAAGAACAAAAUAAACUCAUACGUACAAUUAGUUGGUACUUACCACAACAUGUUGAAUAUGUAAGUCUCCUAAGAUGACUUUAAAAGAACUUAAAGGGUUCAUAUGCAAGGACUCCGACCAUAUAGGACGACGACCUACAACAAUGCUACUUUUUUACAAUAUAUAGUUAUGUAUUGUUUUUGGGCUAUUUACUACAACAAAGACAUUACUGAUUAUAUGUCAGAUUCGCUUACUAUACGAUUUCUAGAAUAUAGAGAAGUGAAAAAACCCCAAGGUUUCAAAUUCGAAGUUUUUCUAUAUGUUUAAGUGUAUAUAUUAUACAUAUUAACUCAAAUCAAACAUAAAUAAUCUUACCUAAUCUAAUAAAAAGCUAACUGACCUUUCCGACGUCCUAUAUUGUUAUAGGAACACAAGAUUUUAUUAUUCAAAAGGAAAAGUGUUAUUGUCAUAUAUAUGAACUAAUGUGUGAUUCAGCUAUCACUUCCCAAAGUCCUGUAUAACAAUGUUUAGGAUAAAAAAAGUCCAGCUAAUCAGACUACACACUUUACCAAGCCUCGUUAUCAUGAGGUUCGAUUAAAAGAUUCACCGUCGGAUAAAUAAUUGGACCGAACAAUGCGAAUGAUAUGCGCUACUCCAUUGGAAAUUAUGGCCCAACCCCCAGAAAACGUUUGCAGAUUGCGCUAACACUUUUGAAAUUGUUGGCCAUUUACUUGACUUCGUAUCGUAUAGAAAUUAUACCAACGAAAUUGUAGCAAAACUUGCGUUAGAAAAUUCAAGAAAAUAUGCCACCACGCAGUUCAUAGUCUAUAUAACACCACCUUCUAAUACACUUUUAUCGGCAAAGUCAUACAAACCCAUACCUUUUUGUAAUUAAAAAAAAACAUUUCAUACAUUUUCUCUUUGCAAGAAUGGCUUCGAUCACUAUCUUGAUCCUAGCAAUUAUUUUGAGUUCUAGAACUUCAGGAGCCACUUCUCGUGGGGGACUCUUUGAAGCUUCUACUGCCACGGAUAAACAUGAGCAAUGGAUGUCUCGUUUCCAUCGUGUUUACUCCGAUGAGUCUGAAAAAACAAAUAGGUUUGAGAUCUUUAAGAAGAACGUGGAGUUCGUCAAGAACUUCAACAUGAAUACAAACAUAACGUUCAAGUUGGAUGUCAACCAAUUCUCUGAUCUCACCGACGAGGAGUUUCGGGCGAGGUACAUGGGGCUAGUGGUACCGGAAGGUAUGACCAGUAUAAAUUCAGAAAAAACGUUGUCGUAUAGAUAUGAAGAUGUCAGUGAAACCGGUGAAAGCAUGGAUUGGAGAGAGGAGGGGGCUGUUACAUCCAUUAAGUACCAAGGCCAAUGUGGAAGUUGUUGGGCUUUCUCGGCCGUGGCGGCUGUGGAAGGCAUAACAAAGAUUGCUAAGGGAGAGCUCAUAUCGCUUUCAGAGCAGCAACUUGUGGAUUGCAGCAGAGACUACAACAAAGGAUGCGGCGGAGGGAUUAUGUCGAAAGCUUUCGAGUACAUAAUCAACAAUCAAGGAAUCACCACAGAAGAUAACUAUCCCUACCAGGGAUCACAACAGACAUGUGGUUCAAACACCCAAUCAUCUGAUUACCUUGCUGCUACAAUCAGCGGAUACGAAACCAUUCCAAGUAAUGACGAGGAAGCAUUGCUAAAAGCUGUGUCGCAACAGCCUGUUUCCACGGUGAUAGAUGGGUCAGGGGAUGCGUUUAAGUACUACUCAGGUGGGGUGUUUGAUGGUGAAUGCGGGACGGAGAUGAGUCAUGCGGUUGCGAUUGUUGGUUACGGGAUAAGUGAAGAAGGGACUAAGUACUGGUUGGUGAAGAACUCAUGGGGAGAAUCUUGGGGAGAGAAUGGUUACAUGAGAAUCAAGAGAGACGUUGAUGCACCAGAAGGAAUGUGUGGUUUGGCCAGACUUGCUUUCUACCCACUUGCAUGAGUCGGCUUACUCAAGAGUAACUGAGAAACCCUUAUCCAAUAAUUUUAUGAAACUAUAUUCUCAUGUUUUCGUUGCAGUCAUAUGUAUUUGGACUUAGUGUUGGUGGACGCAUUUUUUUAUGUUGGUGUGGUAUUUAUAAAGUUUGUAUGAGGAAAACAUUAUCAAUGAGUUAAGACUAUUAACAAUGAUAUAGAAAACCUGAUUGGUCUAAAUUUUACAAAGUUGUUUAAGGAUAACUGCUCAAGGGAAGCUAACUGGUAAUAUCAAAUAUUUAUACUCUUUAAUUAUUUAUACGUCUUUGAUAAUGUUUCCAAAACAUAGUUGUUAGCCAUCUAUCUAUUACCGUCUAUGUUACAUGAAAUCAGAACCAGAUAUACGUAAGUGGAAUCGUAUGAAAACACGGAAGAAAGAUUUUUAAGAAGAUUAAGAAGCAGGUUCGUAUUGGAAACGUAUAUAUAUAUAUAUACAUAUUAAAAAUAUAAGAAUAAUUUCAUAAAACAUACGACUAAAAAUUAUAUAAUUUGAAUUAAAAAAAAUCACUAAUUCAUUUUUAGUAAUUUUAUAUCCUUAAGCUGAUUUCAUACAUAGUUGUAAAAAUAUUAACAAAUUAAGUUUAUAAUAACAUAUUAUCCAACUAAUCAAAUUACUUAUUUUUAAUAUCUCACAAAUAAUUGACACACCAUUUUGAAUAUAUAUAUGCAAGAUCUCUUAAAAACUAUUAUGCACAAAGAUAAAUUUUUAAUAUUUGUAUGUUUUUUCUAAUUUAAUAAUAUUAAAUUUUAGAUUUAAUAUAAAAUAUAAACAUAAUAACAUAAUUUUAUAUUUUUACUUAUUUAUGAUAUUGGGUUUUAGAAACAGAAGCGUGAUUCCAAAGCGGAAGUAAGCUUCCAACAUAUUUGUAAAAAGGUUAUUUUGAAAACGUUUUGGAAUCGAGAUUCUGAAAGCUUCCACAAGCUUCCGAUUCUGAUUCUGAAGCGGAAAGUGGAUGUCUGAUGAAGGUUCCGUGGUACCUAGAAUACAUUAUUACCCAUUCGGUUUCGCAAAAUGUCACUUUAACAUUUUCACAUAAAUUAAAAAAUGAUUACAAUGUAUGUAUUUUGUUAAUUAUACAUAUUUAACCAAUAGUAUUUGAAAUAAAUAAAAUUAUUAAAAAAAUUAAUAUAUUUUUAAAAAUUAAUAUUAAACUUAAAAUAAGUAUAAACUAGAUUGAAAUUGUAAAAUGACAUUGUAUGUAUAACAAAAUAAUACUCUUUAUGAAACAGAAAAAGACAUGUUCACGUCUUAUUUUUUAUUGAUAGAAAUCUUGGAUCAAUAACUCCCAUGUACAGUUCAAAAAAACUCCUAUGCAAAUCUAUAUAUAUAUAUAUAUAUAUAUAUAUAUAUAUAUAUAUAUAAAUUUGGACUUUUCCCUUUUUCUGACAAGUGGUAGGGAGGUUUUUCGACACAUGUCCUCAUAUUAUUUUUUGUAGUUUAGAUCUUUCUUCUUUUAUAUUAUUACAAUUUAAUCCAUCAUUUUCUAAUUAUGCACUAUCAUUUUCACACUACCCUUCAUCGUAGUUUAAGAAUCUAUUUUAUUGGUCACUAAAAUUCAAGAAAUAAGUAAAAUAAUAUAAAUAUAUUUUAAAUGUUUAAUUUAUUCACAACUGAAAGUAUCAUAAACUUUUACUAUUUUAUUAUUUUUACUGUUUUCUAUUAUUUCUUACAAACUAUAUUUUUAUUAAACUAUUAAAAUCACAAAAUAACCAAAUUUAAACCUAAAAUCUCAACAAUCGUUGAGAAAAACAAAAUGUCAUAGUAAUACUAACUUAAUAAAGGUCUGGAGAGGAAAAGAGAUCAAGAUCGAAGACUAACUUACCUUACCAAACCAUAGAGUGUCUUAGCCAGAACAAAUAGAAAUAAAGAAGGAUAUAAAGAUAAAAUCUGAAACAAAGUAAUCUCUAGAACACAAAGAAGCUGUAUCAAGCACCAACAAAAUCAGCAAUAUACUGGUGCCGUCCUCGAGUUAUGAAAAAGAGCAUAGAAGUCAAAUCACCAAAAACAAGAUCUUAAAAACCAAGACGAGCAAUGACUAUUAACGGUAAGCCAACAACGAGAAAGACAACAUCAAAAGACGACUAAAUUCUGAUCCAACCCAAGGAGAUAUAGUUUCUAAAAUCAGCUGAAAUCUAAGGAAGAAGAGGAGCAUCCAAUAUUGAAUGGAACAGCCUAAAAUGACACGAGAAACAACCGCACAACUGGAAACUCCUAAACCCCGAUCUACAACAAAUACCAAAAGUCUCAAGGUGAAGAAGGCGAUAAAGAACAAGAGCAGGAGGUGAGUCUUUUUUGGUGAUGGUGAGAAACACCGCAUACCAGAAAGAUAAACAAAAUAUAUAGAUGUUGACGGCUCAAUGCCAAAAUAUGGGAAGAAGACAAAAAAUAUCUUAAAAGUUAUAAUUUUCAAAAAUAUGAAAAAUAUAAAAGACAAUUUUAUCUUAGAAUCAACAAAUACAUAAAUACAAAGUUAUUGAAAUUUAAUAUAUUUUUAUAUUAGAAGCUCACUUGACUACUAACAAGCACACAAAACAUAUUAUUGAAAAAAAAAGAUAAAAUAUAUUAACAUAUCACUACUACUACUACAUAACACAAUAAAAACACCAAAUAAUGUCCUUUAACAAAUAAAAGUGACCACAUAAUUACAUUAUCCGAAAAAAUCAUAUUCUUAACAACAAUAAAUCAAUAUUAUGCGCGAAGCGCGGACACCCUCUAGUCUAUAUUAUAAUGAGAGAGUUACUCUUUCCUGAAGGCGACACGUUAUCAUCAGGUGGGUCACACUUUAAAAAAGUGUGAAAAAGUGUCAAACCCAUGGUUCGAACCCAGAUUAUUGAGAUACAAACACCAAAAUUUAUACCACUAAUCUAAAAGAAAAUUUGUACAUUGAUGGCCGAAACUAAUAUAUAUUUAUGAAGGUCGGAAGCCCUUGCUUCUUCGGUUCUUCUGAGGGCUGGGCAUGCAAGUGUAUUAUGGGUUUCAUUUUUAAAUAGGAUCAUCAUGUUACAUGAAGAAAAAGCUACAAAGUUGUGUCGUGUGUCUGUUCGUAGUCUGUUUUUUCACCUAUGAACUCUUCAUCUCCCCAUCUUAAAUCGUUUGAUCAUAAAUGUUCCUGAUUUGUAGCCCAUAUGUAAACCCUAUAUAUAUGAUUCUCAUCUUUGAUGAACCCAAUUUGCAUCUCCACAAAACUUAUUGAUUCCUCUUACCUUUAACCAUCUUCUAGAAGAUGUCUCUCUGGCUCUCCAGUUCCUCAAACCGGCAUCCCCGACAUUCGUCACUCAACCUUCGAGUCUCUCCGUCUUGGUCAAAGUAGUCAGAGCAUAUCCACUGGCCUCCUCCGCUUCUGGGAUUCCCUGAACUUCAAGAAAGACACUGCGUUUAUGGGAAUCACGGUUAUUUUCCUUGAUGAAAAGGUAAGUCAAUCUUCGAUCUAUCAUACUUAUUUAACAUUAUUGUUUUUAAUUGAUUUCCUGAUUCUUUGUUGAAUAAUAUUAUUUGCAGAUUCCGUGAUUCAUGGGUUGAUUUCUGCUGGACGUGUUAAUCAUUACAUGCCAUCUUUGAAAGCCGGUUCCAUUGUGAAAGUCGUUCGUUUUGAGGUUGCUAGGUGCUCAAGCAUGUACAAUAUAAUUGAUCAUCUAUUCCUCAUUUGUUUUAUCCCACCAAUCAUUAUUGAUGAAGUCCUUACGGGUGUUCCUGAGAUCAAUCUCCAAUCAUGAUUAGAUUGUUCGACAAUCUCCAAGUGAUUACGAACACAAACCUAGAACUCCCAUGUAUAUUAUCAUAUUGCAGUUGGGUUUAUAUUAUGUUUCGAUAUCAUAACUGAUAUUUAAACUCGCAAAUGUGGUUGGGCAAAUCCGUUCUGUCCAGGACUAUGACCUCACCAAAGAAACAGCUCGAGUCGCUAUCCGUCUCCUUAUUGACCCGUAAGAAACAAUCAACACAAAUUCUCUCCAGAUUACUGUCUAUAUUGUGCUAACAUCAAUGAUCAAAAAUUUUCCUACCCAUGUGGUCGUCUAUUUAUCUCCCUUACUUAUCAAACUAAUUUCACACAAAACUUUAUUUUACAACUUAAAAGAAACCACAACAACCCAAACAAUCAAAACACCAAAAACUAGAAUCCCAAAAAAGACGAAUCAUUAAUGAUCACUUCUCUUUUUGUCUAAUCUUACAAAUAAACUUCAAAAUAAAUAUAACAAACCAAUCACCUCAACUAAAACUCAACGACACAUACAUCAAAUCAGCUAAACAAAUUCAAACUACACGGCCAACUAUUUAACAAUUUACAAACUUACUUUCGUAGAUGCUUACGAAGAAGACGAAAACGACAACCAAGAUCAGUAAAAUCACCUAAACAAAAAACAGAGCAAGUUACGAACUCUGAUAAAUACAACUAAUAACGAUUUUUGUUUACAUGUUACCCAUCAAAUAAAAGAGAAACAAACACAUGCACACCAAGAGAUACAAGAGACAAUCCUGACAGACACAAAUGCGGCAACAACAUCUCCACCUGUCCACUCUUCUUGUCUUAUAAAAAUAGCUUACGUGCCAAAUGUCAACAGGCUAAUGCUAUUGACUUCUUAUGAGAAAUACAUAAAUUCGUUUAAAACCCAUUAAGGCCCAAAUACUCAGAAUUAUCACUCAUUUUAUAGUUAUUUCUACAAGUCUUCAUGUAUUUGUUUUAAAUGUCCGGUAAAAGAAACAAGUUUAAAAAUAAAAAGACAUAUAAAAAACAUAAUAAGGAUACUAAAAAUUAUUACUUAAUAAACACAACUUAUACAACUAAACUAGAGAAAAAAAUAUCCAUAAACAAAAGGUACUUUCAACAACCUUAAUAUAAUUUAUGUACUCUCAAUAGUACAAAAAACAAAUUAAAAAGACAAACAAACAAUAAGUCUCAGUGACACAAUAACCAAUACCACGAACUAUAUCAAUCACAUUACUAACACAGUUUAAUCCUUCAUAAGUGGAGAACAAUGCCUACACAGUUCAUCAUCACAACUGUAAUAUUGUUAACUGUAAUCUUAUAACAAUAAAAAGCUUGAAAAACAAUGAUUAACCCAAAACGCAAAAUUCACAACUAAAAUAACUCUAGCAAAUAUUGAGAUGAAACAACAAUUUUGUCCGAAACCCCGCGUAUCCUAGUGUUUGAAUGGAAAGCAAAAAAAAAAAAUGGUUCCUCCGUCUAAUGUGGUACGACUGCCUUCAUAUUCCGAUUCAACUCAAAGAACAUGAUCCACUUGUGUUUCUAACAAAAUAAUGAGACAGUUCAAACAGUACAAGACGUGGUUUAUUUUGUGAAGCAAAUUCACGGUCCACUAGUAACAGUAGAUACAUUAUGGUUAUGGGUGGAAAAAGUGGAUCAAGCGUUGCAGAUCUGGCGGAUCAAGUGGAACGAGCGGAACAAGAGUGGUUCAAGCGGAUCGAGCGGUUCUAGAGUGGAUCAAGCGGAUCUAGCGGUACAAAACAUAUGUUUGAAUGGUGAAUAUGGAUAAAAACGGUCUAAAGUACUGUACAAAUUUAAAAUAAUUUAGAUAAAUUUUAUAUUACUAUUUCUAUUUUCAUAAUUAAAAGUAUUUACUUUAUAAAUAAAAUAAUUUCUAAAUAAAAUAAAUAUAAAUUUCUAUUCAAAAUAUAAUAUUAAAUUAAAAAAUUUCAACAUUUCAAAUAAUUAUACAUUGUAGUAGCUAUUAACAAAUUUUCAAUAUGUAAUACAAUAUAAAUCAAUAUAUAUUUAGUAUUAUAUGUAAAAUAAUUUUAAAUGACAGAUUGUUAAAAAUAAAAUAUGAUAUUAAAUUAAAGAUACACAUGAUAAAUAUGGUGUAAAUAGAAAACUAAAUAAUAUUUUAAUGAAAUAAGAUUUACAAGAUAAAAACUAUAAUAUUAUGUUUACAUA
This is a messenger RNA of Brassica rapa (field mustard), 9217 nucleotides long. RefSeq names its product macrodontain-1. The record is from RefSeq and is a predicted model, not a curated record. Gene Ontology annotation, biological process: proteolysis. Gene Ontology annotation, molecular function: cysteine-type peptidase activity. Lineage: Eukaryota; Viridiplantae; Streptophyta; Magnoliopsida; Brassicales; Brassicaceae.